Gymnodraco acuticeps is the source of this 553-nucleotide messenger RNA. RefSeq names its product phospholipase A2-like. The coding region runs from base 34 to 483 and encodes 149 amino acids. Lineage: Eukaryota; Metazoa; Chordata; Actinopteri; Perciformes; Bathydraconidae. Gene Ontology annotation, molecular function: phospholipid binding; calcium ion binding. The transcript is spliced from 4 exons. The record is from RefSeq and is a predicted model, not a curated record. Gene Ontology annotation, biological process: lipid catabolic process; arachidonate secretion; phospholipid metabolic process.
UGUAAGACCGAGAGCUUCUCUGUGACUUACAGGAUGAAUACCCUACAGGUUAUUUUUCUCUUGGCUGCAGGCCUCUCUGUCACCCACUCACUGGACUACAGGGCUCUGACUCAGUUCAGGAGGAUGAUCCUGUGUGUGAUGCCUGAUAGCUGGCCUUUUUUCGACUACGCUGACUACGGCUGCUUCUGUGGAAAGGGAGGCUCCGGCACACCUGUGGAUGAUGUGGAUAGGUGCUGCCAAGUGCACGAUCUGUGUUACAGCGGAGCAAUGCAACACCCUGAGUGCUGGUUCAUCAUCAAUAACCCGUACACCCAGUUCUACAGCUACAGCUGCGACGAGCCAAACAAUAAGGUCUCCUGCGACAGUGACAACAACGCUUGUGAGAUGUUCAUCUGCGAGUGCGACAGGAAGGCCGCAGAGUGUUUUGGCGUAUCGCCUUGGAACCCUGAGCAUGAGCACCUGCCCAGCGACCGCUGUCACUGAACAGUAACAGUAAUUGUGUAUGUAAUUGUAAGGAUAUCCUGAAAAUAAAGACACAUUCAUCUGGAUCUCA